Messenger RNA from Trichomycterus rosablanca, 1311 nucleotides. Its product is annotated as ATP-sensitive inward rectifier potassium channel 1-like. Gene Ontology annotation, biological process: regulation of monoatomic ion transmembrane transport; potassium ion import across plasma membrane. Gene Ontology annotation, molecular function: ATP-activated inward rectifier potassium channel activity. The transcript has 2 exons. Lineage: Eukaryota; Metazoa; Chordata; Actinopteri; Siluriformes; Trichomycteridae. The record is from RefSeq and is a predicted model, not a curated record. Gene Ontology annotation, cellular component: plasma membrane. The coding region runs from base 62 to 1219 and encodes 385 amino acids.
CUGAUGAAGACUGAGUUCCAGUCUGAGAAGAUCUGCUGAUAACUUCUGUCUGAGUGAAGGUAUGUUGAAGUUCAUCCGGAAGCCGAUUCAGGAUCACUUAACAGAACGAAGGAUUCGCAAGAGGCGGCUCGUGACCAAAGACGGCCACUGCAACAUAGAAUAUGACAAUGUUACGUAUCAGAACUAUUUAGUGUACCUGAAAGACUUUUGGACCACCUUUGUUGAAUUUCCAUGGCGGUUUGUUAUACUUUUUUUCAUCACUGCUUUUACGGGAAGCUGGUUCAUCUUUGGCCUGCUGUGGUACUCGAUUGCCAAAAGCAAUGGAGACCUUGACGUUGGGGGUACUCCUAAUGGCCAUUUAAAGUGCGUAGAAAAUAUCAACAGUCUCACAAGCGCCUUUCUUUACUCUUUAGAAACGCAAACAACAAUUGGAUAUGGUGGACGAGCCUUAACAGGGAACUGUGCCAAAACAGUAGUCCUUCUCAUCAUCCAAUCUCUAAUGGGCACCAUCAUAAACUGCUUCAUGUGUGGCCUGAUUUUGGCCAAAUUGUCCCUCCCUAAAAAGCGAGCAAAGACUGUUACCUUUAGCGACACUGCAGUGAUCAGUUUGAAAAAUGAAAAGCUCUGCCUGCAGAUCCGGGUUGCCAACCUCCGGAAGACGCUGCUUAUCAGGAGCCAUAUUUAUGGCAAGUUCGUGAGGACUAGCAUCCCUCCCGACGGAGAGCCCGUCAUCCUGGACCAAGUAAAUGUUGAAUUCCAAGUAGAUGCAGGCAAGGACAACCUCUUCUUUGUCAGUCCCCUCACUCUCUACCAUGUGAUUGACAGUUCAAGCCCCUUUUCGGAGAUGGCUGCCGACACACUGCAGAAGCAGGACUUUGAGCUGGUGGUCUUCCUGGAUGGCAUGGCUGAGUCCACCAGCUCGUCUUGCCAGGUCCGCACCUCCUUCAUCCCGCGUGAGAUCCAGUGGGGAUACAGCUUCCUGCCGGUUAUUUCGCGAACCAGGGGUGGCAAAUACUUUGUUGAUUUCUCCAACGUUUCGAAGACUGUUGCAGUGAGCACACCACACUGUUUUAGUUGCUUUAAAGAUCCUGUACUUCACAAGCAUGCCCAGCAUGGCAUUGACAAUCCAGGAUUUGAGGUGAUUACCAUUAAAGAUUUUGGGGACAAAGAUAAUUAUUGCUGCCUUAGCAGCUCAGUGCAGGACAACCAACACUUUUAAAUGUUUCUUUAACAGGAAUCUGCCGUUGCCUGUGUGCAGCCUGAUACAGCAAGGUUAGAAUAUUGUGGCUAAAUAUUUUAUGGUGAUUUAUU